Mya arenaria is the source of this 2609-nucleotide messenger RNA. RefSeq names its product leucine-rich repeat-containing protein 40-like. Gene Ontology annotation, molecular function: protein binding. Bases 65 to 1891 code for a protein of 608 amino acids. The transcript is spliced from 15 exons. NCBI's taxonomy places the organism in Eukaryota, Metazoa, Mollusca, Bivalvia, Myida, Myidae. The record is from RefSeq and is a predicted model, not a curated record.
AUUGGCUGCUAGCUAUUGGCUGCUGGCUUGGCGUUAGCGGCGGAAAAAGUUUAAUUCUUUCAAAAUGGCUUCAAGAGGAAGACGCCCAAUUCGUCCUCAGGGUGGCUUUGGUGCUGCUCCGGAACCAAAGAGCGGUGUGCCUGCAUCCAUGAUAAAGUCUGCUAGACAGUCUGGGCAGUUAAACCUCUCUGGUAGAAGUCUAACAUCAGUGCCAGACACAGUUUGGCGUAUCAACAUCGAUGUCCCAGAGGAGGGUAAGACAGUCUCAAUGGAUGGAGGUGAUGACCGCUGGUGGGAACAGACGGACCUUACCAAGCUUAUCCUGGCUUCCAAUUGGCUCACUGGAGUCUCUGAGGACAUCAGUAACCUGCCUGCUCUUACUGUACUUGAUGUUCAUGACAAUCGUCUUGAGAGUCUCCCACAGGCCCUCGGCAGUUUGCAGAACCUACAGAAACUAGAUGUCAGCCGCAACAAGCUUACAGAGGUGCCAUUGUGCAUAACGAGAUUACAGAAUCUGCGCAGCCUUCAGUUAGAGCAUAACCAGUUAGCUAGCCUUCCACAGGAGAUUGGUGCUCUCAUGUUCCUCGAACAGUUGGAUAUAUCAAACAACCAGCUAACGACCGUGCCAGUGAGUAUCGGCCAUCUGAGUCAUGUGAUGAGGCUGAACAUUUCUAACAACAAGAUCGCCUCACUGCCUCCUGAGAUUGGCUGCAUGAAUGGUUUACGUGAAUUGGAUGCGACCCACAAUGAGUUGUCUGGAUUGCCACAAGAAGUGGGGACACUAAUUCAUCUGGAGCGACUAUACCUGCGUCAUAACCGCCUUACAUACUUGCCUGUGCUUACAGACUGCUCAAACCUUAAGGAGUUACAUGUUGGUAACAACCAAAUCAGCGCAAUAACUGCAGAGCACAUUUCACAUCUGCCCGCUAUAUCCAUCCUGGAUCUCCGUGACAACAAGCUCUCUAGUCUCCCUGAUGAGAUCGUGCAACUCCAGUCUCUCGAGAGGCUUGAUGUUACAAACAAUGACCUAGCUGGUUUGCCGAAUGUCCUGGGGACAGUCACGACUCUGAAAUCCAUAGUGGUUGAUGGUAAUCCCAUGAAGACAAUCAGAAGGGACAUUGUCAUGAGAGGCACUCAAGAGAUCAAAAAGUAUUUACGCAGUCGUAUCGAAGAACCAGUCAAUAUCCCCGAAGGUACAAGAAAUGGGGUCCAGUCUAGCGAAGGCCAGUCAGGGGUCAUAGGGGCUGGAGGUCAGGGAGUUGAUGCCCAUGAGGUGUGCCAGAUGAAAAACCUUGAUUUUAGUAACAAGAAGUGUUCCAAGAUACCGGAGGAAGUUAUCAAGCUGGCAGUGAAAGGGGAGGUAACUUCAGUCAACCUGAGCAAGAACUCCUUUACUCAACUGCCUGAGGGAUUGAUGUUGAUCUCAGACUUCUUGAAGGAAUUGAACCUGGGCUUUAACAAGCUGACUUCCCUGCAUACAGAUAUUGGACUCUACUUCAAACUUACAACCCUUGAUCUGCGAAACAACAUGCUGUCAGAUCUUCCCAGUGAUAUGGCGUCCUUAAAAGGGCUGAGGGAAAUAUAUUUGUCUUUCAACAGGUUUACAGUGUUUCCAGCUGUAUUGUAUGACCUUCCUAAGCUGGAGAUUGUGUUUGCCAAUGAUAACAAGAUAGAGACCAUAGACGCUGCAGGACUGAAGAAACUGUCAGACCUAGCCACUCUCGAUCUUCAGAACAACAACAUUGGCAAUGUCCCCCCAGAACUGGGGCUCUGCACUCAGCUCAAGUCCCUACAGCUUAUGGGAAAUGCCUUCCGUAUUCCACGUCCUCAAAUUCUGGCCAAAGGAACUCUGGCACUGUUGGAACAUUUACGUGGACGCAUAGCAGAAUGAGGAAACCUGACUGCAUUAUUCACAAUGGACUUCCAGUUAUGAUUGAAUUGACCUUGCUAAUUGCUUGUUAUUUGAGGUCAAAACUUGGUGCCUGAAAAUGUUAUAAACUAAUUGAUCAGUUGGAUAAAACAGGUAUUGUCGAUUUUCAAAAUGAAAAUGUAUGAUUAUUUUUUUUAAAUAAUUUAUUGCUGUUUCUAUGAAAUAUUUCAAUAAUAAAUUUGUUUAAUAUUUGAAUAAAACAUCUUUAUAUUUGUUGAUAGCUUUGUUCAAAGUUUUUAUUAUAGUAAACCAGACGCUGUUGCCAUAUUGUUUUCAUAUGAAAUCAUAUUUUUCAAACAUUCAUAGCUGUGAUUGUUUGUAUUUUUGCAAAAUUUAAAAUGUCAAAGAUUAAUGAUAUAUUUUUAGGUUAUAACAUGAAGUUAAAGCUGCAACUGAAAUGUUUUAUAAAUUCAAGUUGGCUGUGUGUAGUAUGCAAAUAAACACUUUGUAUUACAAUGUUGGAAAUUUAUAGUGCUAUGUGAAUAACAAACUGUGAUAAGUAUGUCUUGGGACUAAACAUUUCUAAGUUAGAAAUUUAAUUCCCAUUAUAACUCUGCCUAUAUUCAAGUGUUUUUUGCACAUUUUGUUGUGUUCAGUUUCACCUUUCUUUGUUUCAUUUUGACAUGUUUUUUCGGUAAUUGUUUGAUAAUUUGUUUUCGAAAUAAAUUUUGAAAGUUUG